CAAGUUCAGCUUCCUGAACUGCGGGGAGCUUGGCGGGCGGUCGCUGCAAGCCGGGCGUAGGCCGCAGAGGUCGCGAGUUCAGGCGUCCCGGCUCCCGUGUGACUGUCGUGAUGUUUUUCUCCCAGGCCGGGGCCCGGCCGCGGAUGUGGGAAGCCAGCCCGUCAGAAUACAAGAAGUGGGUGGAAGUAUUUAAAGCAUGCGAUGAAGAAAACAAAGGCUGUCUAAGCAGAGAGAACUUUAAAGUUGCUGUUGUAAUGCUGUUUGGAUACAAGCCCUCCAAGAUAGAAGCUGAUGCUGUGAUGUCCUCAGUAGAUCCAAACACUUCCGGGAUAUUACUUAAGGAGUUUUUAGACAUUGUAAGGAAAAAGAAGGAAGCUCAACUAUAUCGGAAUGAAAUAAGACACAUCUUCACAGCUUUUGACAGGCACUAUCGUGGAUAUUUAACUCUGGAAGAUUUCAAAAAAGCAUUUAAGCAGGUGGCUCCCAAGUUAUCGGAAAGGAUUAUUCUCGAGGUAUUCAGAGCACUUAAAACAAGGAACUGCAGCAGAAAGAUAGCAGGAGGAGCCUACCCCGGAGGGUGCCUCAGGCUGGCAGCACCUGGAAGGGAAGUAGAUCAAGACUCAGAUGGUCACGUCAGCUUUAAAGACUUCGAAUAUGCCAUGAACUAUGGACAAAAGUAAGCCUAACUAUUGUGUGCUGCUUUUGGCAACCUGUGGGGAGACCGAAAUAGAUUGUGAUAUAUUUAGAUGUCAAAUCCCACUCUACCAAUGAUGUCAUGCUGCAUACCUUCUGUUAAACUCUUCAUCAUGGUUCUCAGAUGCUGACAAUUGCUUGCACUGCCACUGGGAUGGUCCCCAACCCCUCCUCUUUACUCUCAACCCCCGACUCCCCCCCCCCGCCCAUGCUGCCAGCCAGGAUGCUGCACUCAUUUACUGGUCCUUGCCACCCUACCCACAGCCUCCCUGAUCCUCAGCAGUUCCUAAUGUCAGGCACUGCCAGUGGUACCAGUUUCCUUCAUGCAUUCAGCUUUGGUUGAACAAAUAAUAGCACCUACAUGCAACUGAGUGUUGACUGCGUUCCAAGCAAUGAGCAAGGCUUUUGGAAAACAAAGUUAAGACUUCUCUAAGACAAUAUAUCCUUAGUAGUCAUCAAAAAUCAUCAUCGCAAAAAUGGCCCUAGGGCGCUGGCUGUGCGAGAUGGAAAAACCAGAUUGAGCUGACAUUAGUAUAAGUCUUCUCCAGCUGCAUACAGAGGAAGAACAGGGUGCAGUAAGGAUAUCGGGGGCAAAAGACUUACCUGCAGAACCCAUUAGAACGGCCUGGGCCUGGGGUUCCUGCAGCAGAACAACAAGCCCUGGGCUGCCCGGUUGCCCUCUGCGGUACCCUCCCUGGUUCUGGGCGGCUCUGCCCUGAAACAAGAGCCUUAGCCAUCUGUGUUCCCGUUCUCUGUUUUCUGCCCAUCCAUACCUGGGAUCCGGGGACUGCUGUCCUAGAACCAAAACUGUGACCCUGGACAUUCAGCACUUAUUUUAAAUAAAUACUCAUAUCAGUACUAAUAUUUUAUCUGUAAAUGUUCAGAAUGCUAAACAUUAACAACACUGUGAAAACAUCUAAUAUAAUUCAAAUUUUAAAAGUAUUAAAGGUCAAGGAAA
Messenger RNA from Balaenoptera acutorostrata (minke whale), 1651 nucleotides. Its product is annotated as EF-hand calcium-binding domain-containing protein 11-like. The transcript is spliced from 7 exons. Gene Ontology annotation, molecular function: calcium ion binding. Lineage: Eukaryota; Metazoa; Chordata; Mammalia; Artiodactyla; Balaenopteridae. Bases 111 to 680 code for a protein of 189 amino acids. The record is from RefSeq and is a predicted model, not a curated record.